Molecule: messenger RNA, 1097 nt
Organism: Amaranthus tricolor (Joseph's coat)
Lineage: Eukaryota; Viridiplantae; Streptophyta; Magnoliopsida; Caryophyllales; Amaranthaceae
Exons: 3
Coding region: 210-1001 (263 amino acids)
Source: RefSeq, a predicted model, not a curated record
AUGCAGUUAUUGGACAUGGUGAGGGAGAGUGGACAGCUGGCUUCGAGUACAUCUUUCCCGGUCACACUCUCCACAUACUCUAGUCUACUAUCGGGACUCCCUGGAUCGACAGAGAGACAAUCAGAUGACAUGGCAACCAGGCCAUAUGGCGAUCCCGGUGUCCCCUAAUUUGCUUUGACAUAGUAGAGUUCCAUUUGCCGGAUCGUGUCAUGCGCCAGUUCGGAUUGGAGCAGCUUAUUCCGGAUGCUUGUGACACCCAAGCUACACUACAUGCCAUUGAUCAGAGGACUACCGACAAGAACUUCCUUGUUCGAUAUCGAUUGCACGUUGAUGCAUGGAAUGCUCGAGAAAGCGUGAUCGUUCAAGGGGAAAACUACACUGGUCAAAGCUUAGGUAUGUACAUGGCGUGGUACAGGCAGAUCACGAUAUUGCGCCUCACGAACCCAACAUCUGCACAACCAUCAUCGCACUAUCAUCCUACUGCUACAAUAUUGGCUGAGCGCAUAAGAUCAGUUCUAGUACAGUGUAGUGACGCAACACAAGGUGCCUCUGCGUUGCCUGUUGAUGUGGGGUAUCGCCUAUGUACUCAGACAUUAGGCUCCAUCAACAUGUCGUUGACUGAGGCCUUAUGUUUGACGGGGUAUGAUUAUCUUAUUCCCACUCGUCCCACUACCAUUGAUGAUGACACGUUGCACACUCCUUCCACUUCGGGUUCUCGUCACAGAGGUAGUUCUUCAAGAGGUUCAUCAAGAGGAUCCGGUCGUUCAUCUUCUCGAGGUCGAUCCUCAGAAUCUCCAUCAACCUCUACAGGCGCUAUGUCGCCAUUUGUUCCCCCAGGCCCAUUGUUCACUCCUCCACAUCCAUCGCCUCCUAACCGGAUCUUGACGUAUCAACGUGCUAGUCAACGACGAGCGCCUAUUCUUGAAGUCAUCACAGAGGCUGAGGAGUCCACAUCGACCUCUACGACUGAUGCACGCACCAAACGGGGUCGGGGAGUCUAGAUUAGUUGACUUGUGAUGUUUAUUGUACAUAUUCAACUUAUGUAUUAUUUUGGAUGGUCAUUAUGUAAUAUAUAUGCGCUCUUUUCAUUUGUCAUG